Messenger RNA from Helobdella robusta, 537 nucleotides. RefSeq lists its product as hypothetical. Lineage: Eukaryota; Metazoa; Annelida; Clitellata; Rhynchobdellida; Glossiphoniidae. Gene Ontology annotation, biological process: double-strand break repair via homologous recombination; mitotic recombination; DNA recombinase assembly. The transcript has 5 exons. The record is from RefSeq and is a predicted model, not a curated record. The coding region runs from base 1 to 537 and encodes 178 amino acids. Gene Ontology annotation, cellular component: nucleus.
AUGUGGUUAUUACAUUUUCAGACAGAAUUUACCAAUGAAGAACAUGCAGCAAUUCAAGAAGCCUUAAGACAAAAAUUAGGACCAGAAUUUAUCAGUCAAAGACCUGGUGGAGGAGGUCAAAAGCUGGCUUAUGUGGAAGGGUGGAAACUUGUUAAUCUGGCUAAUGAAAUAUUUGGAUUCAAUGGGUGGUCUCAUUCCAUUGUCAAUCAGACUGUUGAUUUUGUUGAUUUGUUCAAUGGAAAGUUUUACGUGGGAGUGAGUGCAAUAGUUCGAGUACAGCUUAAGGAUGGAAUAUAUCAUGAAGACAUAGGUUACGGAGUUAGUGAAGGUAUGAAGUCGAAAGCAUUGUCGGUAGAGAAAGCACGUAAGGAAGCAGUUACAGAUGGCUUAAAGCGGGCACUCAAAAGCUUUGGAAAUGCAUUAGGAAAUUGCCUCGGAGACAUGAAUUAUCUGAAGUUCAUAGCCAGGACGCCUGCACAGGUUAAUUGCAUUUAUCGUCAUUUUUGUCAUCUUCGUAAUCAUUAUUUUAACUCUUAG